AUGGUUCCAAAACCACAUGUUAGGUUGGGGUCAUGGAAUGGCCUUAGCUUCACAGGAACUCCCCAACUUCGAUCUCAGGAGCUUUUUAAACUUGACUUUGUGUCUAAUGAGAAUGAAGUCUACUACAAAUAUGAGCUCCUUACCACUUCACUUGAAUCAGGGUUAGUGAUCAAUAGGUCAGGUGAUUUGCAGCGGUUCAUGUGGACUGGUACAAGAAACAUUAAUCGCAUCAUUUACUCAGCUCCCGAAGAUAAGUGUGGCGCUUAUAAUGUGUGUGGUGCAUUUGGUCUCUGCAGUGUUAACUUUCCUCAAUUAUGUGCAUGCUUACAAGGUUUUGGACAAAAUAAUUCUUCAAUGUCAAGCAGGUGUGUUCGUAGAACUCCAUUGAGUUGCAAUGCUGACAAUGAUGGCUUCAAGAAGUUCACAAGGAUGAAAUUGCCAGACAAAUCUUUGUCCUUGUUUGACAAGACAAUGACUCUUGAGGAAUGUGAGAAAACUUGUUUGAAGAACUGCUCUUGCACUGCUUAUGCAAAUUUGGAUGUAAAGGAUGAAGGAACUGGCUGUUUGAUGUGGUUUGAUGCUCUAAAUGACAUAAAGGAAUUUGAUACUGGUGGGCAAGACCUAUUUGUAAAGAUGGCUACCUCAGAACUAGUUUCAGGUGACAGUACCGCAAGCAAGAGACAUAGCACGAAGCAGGUCUGA
Molecule: messenger RNA, 702 nt
Organism: Argentina anserina (silverweed cinquefoil)
Lineage: Eukaryota; Viridiplantae; Streptophyta; Magnoliopsida; Rosales; Rosaceae
Product: G-type lectin S-receptor-like serine/threonine-protein kinase At4g27290
Exons: 2
Coding region: 1-702 (233 amino acids)
Biological process (GO): recognition of pollen
Source: RefSeq, a predicted model, not a curated record